AUGGGCGGCUUCUCCGCCAACGGCGCCGUCACGAGCGCGGAGAAGUCGUCUUCACAAUCGACCCCACGAACGUCAUCGACCUGGAUCAGAGGGGGGGGAGUGACCCCGUUGACGGAGGCCAUGCAGACUGGCGACGUGGAGCUGGGGGUCGCCUCGCUCUGGGACAAGAAGAACAUCAAGAAGUACGAGGCCAACUCGGUACCUUGGACGAACGAGGCGGAGCUGGCGAAACUCAAGGGCCACGUGGUGGUGGCGAGCGAGUCCGGGACCUACACGGUGCCGAAGAAGGUCGGCAACGAGGAGUUCAGCUGGGUGGCCGUGAUCAGCGACAAGGUCGACCUUCACCAGGCCGCCAUGAAGGCCAAGGAGCAGGGCGCCAGCGGCAUCAUCGUGCGGACCGGAGAGGGCAACUUCCUGGAGAAGCUGAAUCACUUCUCCAAGCUCAACGAGAGCCCCGAGGGCCCACCGUGUCUGGCCACGGUGUUCGUCAACAAGGAGGUCGGGGCCCACCUGGACGAGAAGGGCAUCGUCAUCACGGAGGGCACGUUCAAGCGGAAGCACGUGACGGAGGCCAUGCGCACGCUGGGCAGGGCGGGCAAGGGCACGCGCGACCCGCGGGUCAUAGGCGACGUGCACAAGGCCUUCGGCAAAGCCUACCUCAGGCACUUGGAAGACGUAGAGAAGCAUCGGCAGAAGAACGUGAAAGACGAAGUCGUCGAAGACGCGGCGGCAGAUUCCGACGACAAAAAGUUCAAGUGGAAGGUCGCGAACACGAACUAUAUCCGGAGGGACCAAUAA
Prorocentrum cordatum is the source of this 798-nucleotide messenger RNA. NCBI's taxonomy places the organism in Eukaryota, Dinophyceae, Prorocentrales, Prorocentraceae. The record is from the annotation of a GenBank genome assembly.